This is a messenger RNA of Otolemur garnettii (small-eared galago), 940 nucleotides long. RefSeq names its product tripartite motif-containing protein 5. Gene Ontology annotation, molecular function: zinc ion binding. The record is from RefSeq and is a predicted model, not a curated record. The coding region runs from base 59 to 940 and encodes 293 amino acids. The transcript has 5 exons. NCBI's taxonomy places the organism in Eukaryota, Metazoa, Chordata, Mammalia, Primates, Galagidae.
UCUGUGAGCAACAGGUACCUCUGCAGUCAGCAUAAGCAGGAUCAAGGGAUCAGCUGCUAUGGAUUCAGAACUCCUGCUGAAUAUGAAGGAGGAGGUGACCUGCCCCAUCUGCCUGGAACUCCUUAUAGAGCCCCUGAGCCUAGACUGUGGCCACAGCUUCUGCCAAGCCUGCAUCUCUGAAAACCAAAAGAAGUCCACGAUAGACCAAGAAGGGCAGAGCAGCUGUCCUGUGUGCCGAAUCACUUACCAGCUUGAGAACCUGUGUCCCAAUCGACCUCUGGCCAACGUAGUGGAGAGGCUCAGGGAGGUCAAGUUAAACCAAGAAGAGGGGCAGAAGGUAGAUCACUGUGAGCAGCAUGGAGAGAAAUUACUGCUCUUCUGUGAGGAGGAUGGGGAGGUCAUUUGCUGGCUUUGUGAGCACUCUCAGAAGCACCGUGGUCACUGCACACUCCUCCUGGAGGAGGCUGCCCAGGAGUGCCAAAAGGGGCUCCAGAGAGUUCUGGAGCAGCUGAGGAAGCACCAGCAGGAAGUUGAGCAGGUAGAAGCUUACAUCAGCAAAGAGAGAACUUUCUGGAAGGAUCAAAUACAGUCUGACAGAGAAAACAUCCAGGCAAAGUUUGGCGAACUGAGAGACUUUCUGGCAUCUGAGGAGAACAAGAAACUGCAAAUUCUUGAUGAAGAGGAAAAAGAUAUUCUCAAUAGUCUAGCUGAGGCUAAGAAUGAGCUGGACCAGCACCAUGUGGUGGUAAGAAUGUUCAUCUCUGAUGUGGAGUAUUGGUUGCAGGCCCCAGCAAUAGAGAUGCUACAGGAUGUGAAUGGCAUUAUAAAAUUGUGUGAAACCUUGACCUUGAAGAAGCCAAAAACUUUUCCCAAGGAACAAAGGAAAGUAUUUCAAGUGCCUCAUUUGAAACGACUGCUGCAAGUGCUUAAACAUAAGUAG